CUUCCACUCAUCCAUGCUCUUCUAAACCUCUCCUUCAACUUCCAUACCCUUCCUCCCAAAUCAGUAUUCAACCCCCUAAUUUUCUUCUCUUACAAUUACAAAGCAAUUUUGAGAAUUAAAACAAAAAAAAUGGUGUCAAAACUCGCUGGUUUCUAUGAACAUAAUACUUUUUCAUUAAUGAAAAUCAUCAUACUUCUUAAUUUUAUACUUCACAAAGCUGACUCUGGUUGCAACAACUCUGUUUUCACUUCAAUAGUUUCAUUUCCACCCUAUGAGAUCCUUUCAUCACUGCAAGCACUACCUCUUGAAGGCCAAUGGAGCUUAAGGGACAAUGAAAAUGCAGCCAAGGACUUUGGCAACAUUUUUCAUUUUCCUCCUCUAGCAGUGCUAUAUCCAAAAACAGUUGCUGAUAUCUCACUUACCAUAAAGCAUGUUUUUGAAAUGGGCUCUGCAUCAGAAUUGAAGGUUGCUGCUAGAGGCCAUGGACAUUCCCUUCAGGGUCAGGCACAGGUACAUGGAGGAAUAGUCAUCAACAUGGAGUCACUGCAGGGUCAUGAAAUGAAAGUUCACAGGGGAGAGUUCCCUUUUGUGGAUGUCUCAGGGGGUGAGUUGUGGAUAAACAUUCUGCAUGAAACUCUGAAACAUGGGUUGGCACCAAAGUCUUGGACAGAUUACCUUCAUCUCACUGUUGGGGGAACUCUUUCAAAUGCUGGAAUUAGUGGACAAGCCUUCAAGCAUGGACCCCAGAUCAGUAACACCUUGCAGUUGGAAGUAGUCACAGGAAAAGGAGAGGUGGUUACCUGCUCAGAGAACCGAGAUGCUGACCUUUUCCAUGGUGUUCUUGGAGGGCUUGGUCAAUUUGGCAUCAUCACCAGGGCUAGAAUUUCUCUUGAACCAGCGCAGAAGAUGGUAAAAUGGAUCAGGGUGCUCUACUCAGAAUUCUCUACAUUUACCAGGGACCAAGAGUAUUUGAUAUCACUCAAAGACACAUUUGAUUAUAUUGAAGGAUUUGUGAUCAUAAAUAGCACCGGCAUCCUUAACCAUUGGAGAUCAUCAUUCGACCCCAAAGACCCACUUCAAGCCAGCCAAUUCAAUUCAGAUGGGAGGACCUCCUACUGCCUUGAGAUGGCAAAAUACUUCAACCCAGAUGAAGCUGAAGCCAUGAAUCAGAGUGUUGAUCACCUACUGUCACAACUGAGUUAUAUUCCACCCACACUCUUCCUAUCAGAAGUUUCUUACGUGGAAUUCCUGGAUAGAGUGCAUGUUUCUGAGAACAUGCUAAGAGAAAAAGGCUUAUGGGAAGUUCCUCAUCCUUGGCUAAACCUUCUAAUCCCAAGGAGUGAGAUUCAUGCCUUUGCUGAAGAGGUGUUUGGCAAUAUUCUUAAGGAUACAAGUAAUGGUCCCAUACUCAUUUACCCUGUCAACCAAACAAGGUGGAACAGUAAAACAUCUUUGGUUACCCCAGAGGAAGAUGUUUUCUACCUGGUGGCAUUCCUAUCCUCUGCAGUACCAUCUUCUACUGGUAUAAACAGUUUAGAAUACAUUCUAACCCAAAACAAGAGGAUCUUAGAUUUCUGCACCAAUGCUCAACUCAAUGUGAAGCAGUAUCUUCCCCAUUACAGCACACAGGAAGAAUGGCAAGCCCAUUUUGGGUCAAGAUGGGAGGCAUUGGUGGAAAGAAAAAGAGUCUAUGACCCACUGGCGCUGCUUGCCCCUGGCCAUAGAAUCUUUCAAAAGGCAAUGUCUGCAUCCUGUUAGUCCUAGACUCUUAGGUUGUGAACUAUUGAUGAGUAAUCAACUAGUCAUAUAUGUUCCUCUUUUCUCAAUAAUUGUAAGCAAGCAUGGCAUGGCCCUGGCCUUGGCAUUUUCUUCUCUCAACAAAAAGGAUGCUAGCUUUUUAGGUCAUAAUGACAAGAUUGACUGAUGAAAACACCAGUAAUGAGUUA
Molecule: messenger RNA, 1946 nt
Organism: Lotus japonicus
Lineage: Eukaryota; Viridiplantae; Streptophyta; Magnoliopsida; Fabales; Fabaceae
Product: cytokinin dehydrogenase 1-like
Exons: 5
Coding region: 130-1758 (542 amino acids)
Biological process (GO): cytokinin metabolic process
Molecular function (GO): FAD binding; cytokinin dehydrogenase activity
Source: RefSeq, a predicted model, not a curated record